UGGAUGAAGCAAUCAGAGUUUUGAAUACCAUGGUGGAGAGGGGCCUUCACCCUAAUGUUUUUAGCUAUACCAUUCUAAUCAAUGGAUAUUGCAAGAAAAUGAUAAUUGAUGAGGCCGUGCAUUUCUUUCGAGAAUUGCCUCGAAGGGGGUUGAAACCCGACAAUGGAACUUUCAGUGCUAUGUUAUGGGGUUUGUUUCAAACAGGUAGAUGUGGAGCUACUCAAGAACUUUUUAAUGAUAUGCAAGCUGCAGGCAUAAUUUCAAAUUCUCAAAUUUAUGCUUUCAUGUUGGAUGGGCUGUGCAGAAAGAAGAAUAUUUCCAAAGCAUUGUCAUUAUUCCACAUGAUGGAAAGGAAUGGUUUAGAUCUUAAUAUUGUUAUGCACAAUAUUCUCAUUGAUGCAUUUUGCAAGGAUAAAAAGCUUGAUAAUGCAAGGGCUUUUUUCAGUAACCUUUCUUCCAGGGGAUUACAACCUGAUGUUAAGACAUACACUACGAUGAUACAAGGUCUUUGUGAAGAAGGCCUACUGCAUGAUGCCAAAGAGUUGUUUGUUAAAAUGGAACAGAAUGGUUGUUUGCCAAAUGAUGUCACUUACAACACUAUUAUCCAAGGAUUUAUUGGACAACACAAGUGCUAUGAGGCAUUAAUACUCGUUGAGGAUAUGGUUCAAAGGGGUUUUUCAGCAGAUGCAUCCACUUUUCCCUUGAUUGUAGAUAUACUCUCAACUAAAGGACAAAAUCCUGCUCUCCAAGAAGUGAUAAAGAAGUUCAUGCCCAAAGAUAGUCGUGGAAUGCAAGAUAUUGAGUUAAGAAGAGAGAAUAAAUUUUAAGAAAAGCAAAGGUUGUUGUCCUGAUACACACAGUGAAAAGAAGCUAAUUGCCAAGACAUAUCUACAAGAAAGCUUAGAAGCAUUUUCAGGAACAAAGCUGCACAAGCAACUAAAGUCCAAUGCUGACGAAGCUCAGAUCAGUUUUACUUCCAGCAGUUGAGAAACAGCAUUUAACAGCAGAAUUCCAUACCUGGGAAGCUUUACUUGUCUUGCUGUGGAAUACCAUAAAGUUGCACACAAAUUUUCAUGUAAAUCUGAAUUCUGAGUUGGCUCAUUGACAUGGUUGUUUAGAUUUCCAGAGCUUGUUAAUACAAUGGCUAUUUGAUGUCUACACUGUAAUGUGGUGGUUGACCAAGCCUAUAUUUGAAACUGUCUUUUGAGCCAGUCGUUUUUAAUUAAUUUCAAGACUACUAUAUGUUAUUCAUCUUGUCCUUCAUUGCUCUCAAAUGAGGUGUCAUGUGUGCCAUAUGCAAGUUACGAUCAAAAUUAGUGAUGGUUAUGAACUAUUGUAGCAUUAGACAAUGGGCCAUUGUGGUGGUGUCGGGCUACCAAACUAUCAAAUUAAAGUUGGUUAAAACUUCUCGUAUUUUGUUAUGUUUCCAUUGUGGUAAAUUAUGUUACAAUCGCAGUGGUUCUUGGUUAAGAUGGACGU
This is a messenger RNA of Camellia sinensis, 1479 nucleotides long. The record is from RefSeq and is a predicted model, not a curated record. Lineage: Eukaryota; Viridiplantae; Streptophyta; Magnoliopsida; Ericales; Theaceae.